This is a messenger RNA of Abrus precatorius (Indian licorice), 1175 nucleotides long. Its product is annotated as transport and Golgi organization 2 homolog. Lineage: Eukaryota; Viridiplantae; Streptophyta; Magnoliopsida; Fabales; Fabaceae. Bases 32 to 832 code for a protein of 266 amino acids. The transcript is spliced from 5 exons. The record is from RefSeq and is a predicted model, not a curated record.
GGUGAGGUCGACCUGAGUAAGGGAAAUAACAAUGUGUAUCGCGGUGUUUAUGUGGCAAGCUCAUCCAAAGUGCCCCUUCCUUCUCUUACACAACAGGGACGAAUUUUAUUCUCGGCCUACGGAAGCGUUAGCAUGGUGGGGAGAGGAAACAAUAUUGGGUGGUAGAGAUGGGUUAGGCGGUGGCACGUGGUUGGGUUCAACGAGAGAUGGAAGGAUCGCUUUUCUCACCAAUUUUAGGGAACGUGAGAGUCUUCCACACCCUAAGACUAGAGGAGACCUUCCCCUUCGUUUCCUUCAGAGCAACAAGAGUCCCAACGAGUUUGCAGAGGAAGUUCUGAAAGAGGCGCAUCAAUAUAAUGGAUUUAACCUCAUUUUAGCUGAUAUUUGCAGCUCUACCAUGGUUUAUGUGUGCAAUAGACCAAAACAAGAUCAUCUUUGUGUUGCCCAAGUUACCCCUGGAAUUCACGUGUUGGCUAAUGCUACCCUCGACUCUCCUUGGCCAAAGGCUGAACGCCUGCGCCAUAAUUUCAACGAACUAAUUGCACACUAUGGAGAAAGUGAUUUUCCAAUUAAAGAAGUGGUUGAGAAGCUGAUGACAAACACAAUCAAAGACGAGGACUGCAUGCUACCCGGGAUUUAUCCUCCAGAACGAGAACGCCCUUUGAGUUCCAUAUUUGUUGAAACAGAAAUUUUAUCGGAGCGUUAUGGGACUAGGAGCUCUUCUGCCUUGUUUGUGAAAUCAAACAAUGAAGUCAUAUUCUAUGAGAAAUAUCUGGACCAGAGGCAAUGGAAAGAGAAAAUGGUGAGCUACGUGAUCAAUGAGAGAGAAUGAAUGGCUGGAAUAUGUUUUUUUCUUUUCUGCUACUAUACUUCAAAUAGGUCAGAAGUCAUGUAGGCCUAAACCCAAACAAAAGAAAGGAAUAAGUAUAUAUGUAAUUAGUCAAGUUACAAGUAUAUAAUUUGGCCACUGGCAACUUUGUCAGUCUACACCAAUCUAACCUCAACUAGAUUGGAUUGGAUCGGUUGGUUAAUUUUUUUCAACUUGUUUUGAAUGUUUUUCUCACUUGGAUAUGUAUAUUUUGCUAUUGUUUAUAAACAUAAUAAUGUUUAUUUAUACAGUAGUAGGAGACCUUUAGUUACACUGAAAGAGAAAUUGUAUUCUUUGCUCAUGUUUU